Molecule: messenger RNA, 1178 nt
Organism: Prunus avium (sweet cherry)
Lineage: Eukaryota; Viridiplantae; Streptophyta; Magnoliopsida; Rosales; Rosaceae
Source: RefSeq, a predicted model, not a curated record
CACAGAGUCACUGGACCUUUUGCUAGGGCGCGAAAGCCCGCCAUUUUCUGAAGUUGAGAAGCUAGGGCAUCGAUUUCUGAGCUUGACAAGCCAUGGAGCAGACGCUGUGGAGCCAUUUACCGCUAUUGGUUAGGUCCAAUUCGAAAGAUUCGGUUGAGUACAUUCUUCAGGCUCUUUGGAGGACCCGGAAAACCGGUCUGGACCCGGCCGACCGAGACAUUAUCCGAGAUAUGCUCCAGCUCCAGAACGAAUCGGACCUCGACCCGCUUUUUGUAUGCCUUCGCAUGUUGAUUCGCAGAUGCGUUUACGAUAACAUCGGGAGAGAUGAGAUUCAGAAGCUGUUUCCCAGUGAGGUCUUACCUGAGUUACAGAGACUGUUGACGCUUUUGUUGCAGAAGUUUCAACGAGAAUGGCGGCAAGAUGUACUCAAGGACCAGGGUGCUUUGCCACGGUUAAAGACAAUGACAUGGGACAUGGCGAAUCCGGAUGCAGAAUUCGCAGACCCCGUGGCUGUUAUCAACUUGAAGCUCCUAAAUGAUUCACAGUCUCGCUCAAAAGAAUCGGAAGUGAAGUUUGAAUUAGCUAAUGAUACACUAGAAACAAUGCUGAAUUCCAUGUAUAGCAUAAGAGACCAGUUGUCAAACAUGGGUGAGGCAUCAAAUGACUAUUUAUCUCAAGAUGCAAAUAUGUUGUAGAUAACCCAUAUCCCCUGGAUACAAUGGUAUGGUUUGGCUCAAAUAUUUCUUGUGAUACCAUUUUCGUGACUAAACCUUGCCAGAUUAAUUGAAAGAUGUAAAACUUUUUCUAUUUUUGUGUUGUUUCUGUUGGGGGGUCCAAUCGAAUCUAGCAGUAGAAUCUGUGACUCGAGGUUUUUACUUCACCGUGCCCCAAACUUCAGAGAGGGAUUGGUGUUUAGUCAGGAUUUUAAAAGCAUUUAAAACUCAAGAGUUUCUCUCCCAGAUGAAGCUUUCUUCCUUCCGUUUGUUAUAUUUCAAGAAAAAUGCUGUCAAAAGGCAUAUAUAUCAUGGUUUAUAUAAUGCUGGUAGUGAACCACAAAAGCAUGUCAGAUUUGGCUUAUGGAGUUACUCCUGCCAUUUUUGUUGUCUUAAAAACCUUAAUAACUGAAUAUUUUUUGGAAAACCAAUACCUUGGACAGUAGAGCUGUGCUUUGUAGAUUU